CAAAUUCACCUUUUAUUAAGAUAUAUCCAUCCAUUCUUGCUAUGACUUGUUGAAUAUUCGAAUGAUAAUCAUAAAAGAGAAUGUUGACUAGUGAAUUGUUUAUUUUGCAGAAAAGUGCGCAAAGGCACUAUAAUCGUCAAGACUUCUACUAUGUGGCUAACGAGAAGAGAGAAGGGCAUGAAAGAAAUACGUCAAGGCUUGAGCGUGAAGGAAAGAAGUAAUGUAGGGGAGCAAACUAAAAGAAGAGGAGGAUCUUCUUGGGAAGAAAGAAGAAAGGAGGAGGGCCAAAGUAAAAAAAAGACAAAACAGAGGAGGGGAUAAAAAAUCCCUAGCGCAGCCGAUCCCCAUCAGGCCUGGCAUCUCAUCUCUCUCCCUCACCCCUCCUUCUCCACCACCGGCCGCCGCCGCGGCCAGGCCGGCGUGGCGGUGCGCCUGCUGCUCCUCCACUCAGCCACGAGCACCAUCCGCCGCACCAUCCAUCCAUCCCAGCCGCGUCGCGCCAUCCAUCCACCACUCCACCAGCGCCGCAUCCCCAACAUCCAACACCGCCGCGCCACACCACCAGCAGCCUCCAUCCUCCAAACCACCAGUACACCACCACCAUCGCCAACUCCCUCUUCCUUCCUCUGCUCUCUCAACUUCCUGCUGCUACUACUGCUCCAAUCCCCACGCUGCUCACAUUACUCUUCCUUGCUGUUGUUCCUUUACUGAAGAAAACGACCUGCUGCUGUUCUGCAGUUGUUGCGGUUCUGAACUCUGAAUCCCCUGCUGAACUGCUACUGCUCCUAAUCUUCUUCUCCAACUCCUUCAGUUCCUUCUCUGAACCUGCUGCUUCUACUGCUUCUUCACCCGCAAACUGCUGCAGCUCUCUUUCUUUCUCUUCCUCCCUCUCUUUCUAUGCAUGUGUGUGUAAUUUCUGUGAGUUAUUUGUGGAUGCUAGAUCAACCAUAUUCAAAUCAGUAUCAGUUCUAUAUGUGUCUGUAUGUCAGCUAGUUCACUAUAACAAAUUGUGCUUUUAUUUUAUAUUGAGAUUGAUCUUUGUGAAGUCAGAUGUGUGAUUGUGUUUGAUCUCUAGUUAAUAGUUAGUUAAGUACCUAUGGUAUAUAUACAUAUGUGUAUGUUUGUGAUGUGAUACAUUUAUAUUCUGUCCUAUAUCCAUGAUUCUUCUCUCUGUACAUGUUAGAUAAAUCCAUGUGUUCUAGUCUUGUUGAUUCUCUUGAGUGAUGAUGUUCUCCUGUGUUAGUGUGCUAAUUUCUCAAGCAUAUAGAAAAUACCAAAACGAUUGUUGAAGAUAAUCUGAACCUUUCUGUAUUUUUUUUGCAUUUUCUUUGUCGACGAUCUUUGGGAACGACCUUGUUAGUUUAGUUUUUAUUUUCUGCAUUCAUCUCUUAAAAUUGUGUUACCUAGCUCUAGCCGAGCAUAGUCGUCGUCGCCUAGUCCUUGUGGAGAACACGACAUCCGUAGUUUGGGGCGUAAAAACCCCGCUAUAUUAUAAUUGAUCAUUUUGGCGCUGUUGCCGGGGACUAGCGUCGAGCGUUUGUGUGAGGCUUUAGACUAGGUUUAGCUUGUUUCCUUUUUGUGCUUUAUAUAUUUGUGAUAUAUCUCUAGACACUAACCCCUGUUCUAGUUAGUAUCUUUUUGUCUUCUUUUCCUUUUUGCAGGUUGGAUUAUCCUCUCGGUUAUGGCUUACUAUUCAGAUCAUCAGGCUUAUGCGAGCAACACUACAAACAACACGGAAAGUGUUCAAGAACUGAUAGGGCCAUUCGCCCGCUGAAUGUCAACGUGGUUACUCCCAUCCUCCGGAUUGUUUUGGCAUGAGCUUCACUCAACAGCAUAGCUCAUACCAAAACAAUUACACACAUGGGUGGCCUGAAAACCAGAAUAUGUCAUAUAGGAGCAAUAACCCUGAGAUCUCAUCGUUUGCUUCUAGUAAUCAUAUGCAGGGAUUUGGGUACAAUGAGGAGAGCCACAACUAUGCAUCAAAACAAUUCCAUUCAGCUCCUACUCAUAUACCACAGCACCAGGAGAUGUGUCCAAUGGAGUUAAAUGGUCCUCCAUUUGGUCAACCAACAACUCCAGCACCUGUUGUGCAAUCUCAUGUGCAAGUGCCCACAAAAGAUGAGUUCGAUGACAUAGACAAGCUCUCACUUUUGAGUCUCGAGUUCACUUGGAGUGCCGAGGAUGAUCCUAUCAGGAAGGUUAUACUAGAGGGAAUGAAGAAGAUUAAGAGUGGAAAGGAGCUAGUGGAAGAAGUAAGGAAGAUUGAGAAGAACAUCAACGCUGGCAGUACUAUCUCUUCCCUCCUUGAGUUGAGUGUUGCUGGGAUAUCCCUUGAGGUGUGUGAGGUUUCAACACUGUCACAUUCAGCUGAGCAAGAUAGCGAGAGUCCAGAGGAAGAGAUACCUCAGAUUGAAGAAGAUGAACUAGAAGACAAGGAACAAGAUGGUCAAGAGCUGCAAUUCCCAAGUGAUCAAGUUGAAGAUUCAUCAUCUAUUACUCCUGAAGAAGUACAAGAAGCUGCUGUAGAUGAAGAUGAAGAACAUGAGAUUCAUUUGCCUAUUUUCAUACCAGAGCAUGAUGUGUCAGGUUUACUCAAUCCUCUUGAUGACAUGAUGCCUUGUGAUUUCUUUGCUACCACCUUGCAUUACAUGAUACCAUCACUUAAGAUUGAUUUGAAAACUCAUUUGCUUGGAUAUGAUGAUAUAUACCCUGUUAGUGGCAUUGCUCUCAUUUGUGAUGAUCACAAUUACUUUCCUCAUGCUAGUCUUGAGCUUAAUGAUAAAUGUCAUCCUCGUGUGAGUAUUGACCAUGCUGAUUUCUGCCAUCCUAAACAUGUGCUUUAUAGUUAUGCUUAUAUAAUUGGAUAUUCCAUUGAUGACUUGGAGGGCAUCGACCGUAUCACUUGUAGUUGUUUGUGUGAGUCCUAUUUCAGGCUUUUGCUACUGCACUGUUUAUUACAUGCUGACCAGGUUCGAGGUGACAUUCCUUGGGAUCCUGGUGGAGUCAGAGCAUGGCGAUGAGGGGAGCACAAACAGGGAACACAAACAGAGAAGAGUGGAGAGAAAAAAGUAGGAGAGAAGAGUAUACAAAUACCAGGUGAUUCUGUUCCACUUGAAGCAACCUUUAGAAAAUUUAGUACGAGAACUGGCAUUUAAUUGCAUUGAAACUCUUUUUGCAUUGUGACACCUUACUCUUCACUGCAAAGUAGGAUUCACUCCAAGAAGAUUGUUGAUUCUCUUAAUACUAAAACUAUGCAGCUGUAUUCCUCUUAUGGUAAUUUGUGAUAAUGAAUACUUUAUACCUCCAUGUAAAUGUUCAAUGGGAAUGCCUUGAGUCUAAGUGAAACCUACUAAUGAAUUGAUGUGUUGUGCCUGAUUGUCCCAAGUUAAGCUAAGUAACUGGUGGCACUUAAGUAGUAGCUAUGAUCUCUGGAUCUGUAGUAUGUGAAAAACAGUGCCAUUAGCUAUGGAUUCCUCUUUCAAUUAUUCCUAUUUUACUUAAGCUAAGUAAUUUUCUAAUAACUAAAUAAAAUAAUUAUAAUAAUUUAAGUCCGAUCGACCUACAGUAGCAUGUCAUGUUCCCUGGAUCGGUGGCUUGUGAAAUCUGGUAGAUUGGACUGUAAAAAAUUUUAUAUAAAAAAUGCUAUAAUUUGUCGAACCAGGUGUAUACCAUGUUCUCGAGAUUGGUGGUAUGUUCCUUUGGGGAGAUAAUAACAAAAAAAUAUACUAAUAAUUUGUCGAACCAGGUGUAUACCAUGUUGUCGGGAUCGGUGGUAUGUUCCUUUGGGGAGAUAACAAAAAAAAUAUACUAAUAAUUUGGUCGAGCCAGGUGUAUACCAUGUUCUCGGGAUCGGUGGUAUGUUCCUUUGGUGAGACUGAUAUAAUAUCAUCACUUGUGCUUUAAAUUCAAUAAGUAACUUGUUAUUCUAAUUGAUUUUGGGGUCCCAGCUUAUCUCAGGGCUGAAGACAGAGCCAGCUCUUGAUUAUUAGUAUUCACUUUGACUCAAGGCCAUUGACUUGGAACAUUUACAGUGUGUUAUAAAAUAUUUCUUAUCACAAUUUAGCUUCAGUAGAGUACAUUUGCUUAGUUCUAGUAUUGUCGGAAUUACUAUCUAUCAGAAAGUGCAUCUUUACUAGGCAGUGUGAGUUGUGUCACCAUCAAUUUUUUUUCCUUUGCUUGAGGACAAGCAAAGAUUUAAGUGUGGGGGAACUUGAUAAGCACAUUUCUUAUAUACUAUUUGGGCACACAAAUUCACCUUUUAUUGAGAUAUAUCCAUCCAUUCUUGCUAUGACUUGUUGAAUAUUCGAAUGAUAAUCAUAAAAGAGAAUGUUACCUAGUGAAUUGUUUAUUUUGCAGAAAAGUGCGCAAAGGCACUAUAAUCGUCAAGACUUCUACUAUGUGGCUAACGAGAAGAGAGAAGGGCAUGAAAGAAAUACGUCAAGGCUUGAGCGUGAAGGAAAGAAGUAAUGUAGGGGAGCAAACUAAAAGAAGAGGAGGAUCUUCUUGGGAAGAAAGAAGAAAGGAGGAGGGCCAAAGUAAAAAAAAGACAGAACAGAGGAGGGAUCAAAAAUCCCUAGCGCAGCCGAUCCCCAUCAGGCCUGGCAUCUCAUCUCUCUCCCUCACCCCUCCUUCUCCACCACCGGCCGCCGCCGCGGCCAGGCCGGCGUGGCGGUGCGCCUGCUGCUCCUCCACUCAGCCACGAGCACCAUCCGCCGCACCAUCCAUCCAUCCCAGCCGCGCCGCACCAUCCAUCCACCACUCCACCAGCGCCGCAUCCCCAACAUCCAACACCGCCGCGCCUGUGACACCCCCGAUUCAAUCGUACACUAAUCAU
Molecule: messenger RNA, 4834 nt
Organism: Triticum aestivum (bread wheat)
Lineage: Eukaryota; Viridiplantae; Streptophyta; Magnoliopsida; Poales; Poaceae
Exons: 2
Coding region: 1815-3020 (401 amino acids)
Source: RefSeq, a predicted model, not a curated record